UCUGCGUUGACAAUUUCAGUUUUUCCCAAGCCAUUGUACGUUGAAGACUGUGAAAAGUGUAUGCGCUCAAAUCGUAUGAAGUGCUCUACUACAGUGGAAGUGCAACGUUAAUUCAUAUAAUACGUUUUUUAUUAGUUAAGAAUCUUGCAAUCGCACAAAAUGCGGUGGUAUUUAUUGGCGCUAGCUUGCGUCCUGGCGGUCUACGCCGAGGAAAAGAAGGAAAAAGACAAGGAUAUUGGUACUGUCAUUGGUAUUGACUUGGGUACCACAUAUUCAUGUGUUGGUGUUUACAAGAAUGGUAGAGUUGAGAUUAUAGCCAACGACCAGGGUAACCGUAUCACUCCUUCAUAUGUAGCCUUCACCGCUGAUGGUGAACGUCUUAUUGGAGAUGCCGCUAAGAACCAGCUCACUACAAAUCCUGAAAAUACAGUAUUUGAUGCUAAGCGUCUUAUUGGUCGUGAAUGGACAGACUCCACUGUCCAACAUGAUGUCAAAUUCUUCCCCUUCAAGGUAGUUGAGAAGAACACCAAACCUCAUGUGGCUGUGAAAACUGCCCAAGGAGACAAGGUGUUUGCACCUGAAGAAAUCUCAGCUAUGGUGCUUACAAAGAUGAAGGAAACUGCUGAAGCUUAUCUUGGCAAGAAGGUUACCCACGCUGUCGUAACUGUACCCGCCUACUUCAACGACGCUCAACGUCAAGCUACUAAAGACGCUGGAGUAAUUGCUGGUCUUAACGUCAUGAGAAUUAUUAACGAGCCUACCGCUGCUGCAAUUGCUUACGGUCUCGACAAGAAAGAUGGAGAAAAGAAUGUGCUUGUAUUCGAUUUAGGUGGUGGUACAUUUGAUGUCUCACUUCUGACCAUUGACAACGGCGUGUUUGAAGUAGUUGCAACCAAUGGUGACACUCACUUGGGAGGUGAAGACUUUGACCAGAGAGUUAUGGAACACUUCAUUAAACUGUACAAAAAGAAAAAGGGCAAGGACAUCAGAAAAGAUAACCGUGCCGUACAAAAACUCCGUCGUGAAGUUGAAAAGGCAAAGAGAGCUCUGUCAUCCAGUCACCAAGUAAAGAUUGAAAUUGAAUCCUUCUUUGAAGGAGACGAUUUCUCUGAAACCCUAACUAGAGCUAAGUUUGAAGAAUUGAACAUGGACCUGUUCAGAUCUACAUUGAAACCAGUACAGAAGGUAUUAGAAGACGCCGACAUGAACAAGAAAGAUGUUGAUGAAAUCGUACUUGUUGGAGGUUCAACACGUAUUCCUAAAGUGCAACAACUGGUCAAGGAAUUCUUCAACGGCAAAGAGCCAUCCAGAGGCAUAAACCCUGAUGAAGCUGUCGCUUACGGUGCUGCCGUCCAAGCCGGAGUACUAAGUGGAGAACAGGAUACUGACGCUAUCGUGCUUUUGGAUGUAAACCCUCUUACCAUGGGUAUCGAAACUGUCGGCGGCGUUAUGACCAAACUUAUCCCACGUAACACUGUCAUCCCCACCAAGAAAUCCCAGAUCUUCUCAACUGCCAGUGACAACCAGCACACCGUUACCAUCCAAGUUUACGAAGGUGAACGUCCAAUGACCAAGGACAACCAUUUGCUUGGAAAGUUCGAUUUAACUGGUAUUCCUCCCGCACCUAGAGGAAUUCCUCAAAUCGAGGUCACCUUUGAAAUUGACGCAAACGGUAUCCUCCAAGUAUCCGCUGAAGAUAAGGGAACAGGAAACAGGGAAAAGAUUGUCAUUACAAACGAUCAGAACAGACUAACACCAGAAGAUAUCGAGAGAAUGAUCAAGGAUGCAGAGAAAUUCGCAGAUGAUGACAAGAAACUAAAGGAACGUGUUGAAGCUAGAAAUGAAUUAGAAAGCUACGCCUACUCAAUCAAGAACCAACUCCAAGACAAGGAAAAAUUAGGCGCUAAAGUAAGUGAAGAUGAAAAGACCAAAAUGGAGGAAGCUAUUGAUGCAGCUAUCAAAUGGUUAGAAGACAACCAAGACGUCGAUGCUGAAGAGUACAAAAAGCAAAAGAAGACAGUCGAAGAUGUAGUCCAACCAAUCAUUGCCAAGUUAUACCAAGGUCAAGGUGGAGUACCACCUCCUGGCCCAGGCGAAGACGACGAGUUCAAGGACGAGUUGUAAGAGACUGAUAACCGAGUGAUAGCCAAAUGUGAUCUCCGUCGCUGCGGGGUGUGAUCGCGCAACUCGUAUCUCAAGCGGACUCGUGUUUUAGCUCGCGUGUAUUUAUUUGUGUGCGUCGGCGGUGGUUGGACAUAUUUGCCAAAUGUACAGUCGGCACUGUUUUUGUUAGAAAUUUGUUGACUGUAUAAGCCACUCUUUGUAUGACUGAUUGUGUGUUUUGUAAAAAAAAUAAUGCAUUUUUUAAUUUAAUAGAAUUGUGAGAUGUUCUAAUUAGUCUCGUCGCGAGACUUCAGUGUUCUGUAUGUAUAAUAUUGUUUUUGAGACUGCUGAAUUGUUAGUUCUUAAUUAGCAGAUUAAUUAAUUAUGAUAGUAGUACGGAGGAGUACAUAAUAAAACAAUUUUUCUAUUAAGAA
Messenger RNA from Pieris napi, 2537 nucleotides. RefSeq names its product endoplasmic reticulum chaperone BiP (gene Hsc70-3). The record is from RefSeq and is a predicted model, not a curated record. Gene Ontology annotation, molecular function: ATP hydrolysis activity; heat shock protein binding; ATP-dependent protein folding chaperone. Gene Ontology annotation, biological process: protein refolding; endoplasmic reticulum unfolded protein response; cellular response to unfolded protein. Bases 160 to 2124 code for a protein of 654 amino acids. The transcript has 3 exons. NCBI's taxonomy places the organism in Eukaryota, Metazoa, Arthropoda, Insecta, Lepidoptera, Pieridae. Gene Ontology annotation, cellular component: endoplasmic reticulum lumen; endoplasmic reticulum chaperone complex; nucleus.